Molecule: messenger RNA, 4930 nt
Organism: Carica papaya (papaya)
Lineage: Eukaryota; Viridiplantae; Streptophyta; Magnoliopsida; Brassicales; Caricaceae
Gene: ICU2
Product: DNA-directed DNA polymerase
Biological process (GO): mitotic DNA replication initiation; leading strand elongation; DNA replication
Cellular component (GO): alpha DNA polymerase:primase complex
Molecular function (GO): nucleotide binding; single-stranded DNA binding; DNA-directed DNA polymerase activity
Source: RefSeq, a predicted model, not a curated record
CCGCCGUAUUCUUUCCAUUUGCCAUCCAAAUUUUAAACAAUAAAACCGGCGAAAAGAGAGAGAAAUCCGUCCAAAUCUAGGCAAACGAACAUGGCGGACGAGCAACCUACAGUUGCCGGGAGGCGGCGAGGCCGUGACCCGGAGGUGUCGGCUCGGUCGGUGGCGCUGGAGAAGCUGAAAGCCCUCCGGCGAGGCGGACGCCGGUCGGAGUAUGAUAUCAAGCUGGAGAAUCCGAUUUUUGACACUGUUCCGGAGGAGGAGUAUGACGCGCUCGUAACCCGGCGUCGGGAAGAGGCUCGCGGCUUCAUCGUCGACGACGACGGCCUCGGCUACGGCGACGAGGGUGAGGAGGAGGAUUGGUCAAAGGGUGGUCUUCCUUCCUCUUCCGAUGAAUCUGACGGCGAAGGUGGUAGAUGCAAGAAGAAGAAAAUUGACAGGGAGAGAAAGGACAAUAAUUCCUUAAAGCAGCCGGCCAAAAGGACUAAUCCUUCCCUAUCGGCUGCGGCGGCGAUGAUGGGGAAACAGAGGAUAUCUUCGAUGUUCACUUCUUCAGUUUUUAAGAAGAGCAAGGAGACUGAUAAGGUGAAAUGCGAGAGCAUUAUUGAUGAGGUCAUAGCGGAGUUUGCGCCUGAUGAGGCUGACAGAGAGCGGCGUAGAAGGGGGAAGUCUGUUUCUCUUCCGAUCCGUGCCGUUAAGAGCGAGAAUCAGGUUGCUGCUAGUGCGGUUAAUUUCGCGAUGGAUGGGGUUGAAUCGGGUCGGCUUGUUGCAAGCGUAAAGCCUCCGAUGUGCUUGGAGCAGGAUUUUGGGAUUGUUGAGGAGAAGCAAUUGAUUGAGGACGUGAAAGAGGAGGUAGAAGUGGAAACCAAUGUGGGUCACGAUUCCAAAUAUGAAUCAGGUAUAUCUACCACUGAAAGAGAUGUGACUACGGAGAGGGCGGAUGUAGAGGGCGCAGUAGAUAUAAAGACAGAAGCAGUGGUGAAGAAGGCGGAUGUAUUUACUCUGAAUGCUAAGAUUAAUACAGAGGAGAAGGAUCCGACGUUGAGUGCGACUGCUGGGUGGAAGGCUGUUAGGACAAGAGGUAGCGAAAAAUCCAAUGUGGCCGAGGAGUUAAAAAACGGUCAUUGUUGUCAAGUGCAGUCUGGUUUUGACCUGGAGAGCGAUGGGUCCUUGAAUUUCUAUAUACUUGACGCUCACGAAGAGUAUUAUGGUGCUAAUAUGGGCACACUCUAUCUAUUUGGGAAGGUCAAAGCAGGAAAUGCAUGCCAUAGUUGCUGUGUGGUUGUGAAGAACAUGCAGAGAUGUCUAUAUGCAAUUCCACAUGGUUCACUGUUUCCAACCGAUGAGAUAAUGAAACUUGAGAAAGAUCUUGAAGAGUCUCGGAUUCCUCCUGUAGAUUUCCAAACAAAGCUUCAUGAUAUGGCAUCUCGAUUGAAGAAUGAAAUUUCACAACAACUGUUAAACAUCAAUGUUUCUAGUUUUAGCAUGGCACCUGUCAAGAGGAGUUAUGCUUUUGAGCGCUCUGACAUACCUGCUGGAGAGAACUAUGUGCUGAAAAUCAAUUAUCCGUUCAAGGAUCCAGCACUUCCGGCAGACCAAAGAGGAGAAAAUUUCUGUGCUGUGCUUGGUACUCAUACCAGUGCAUUAGAGCUUUUUCUCAUUAAAAGGAAGAUAAAGGGACCUUCUUGGCUGUCAAUUUCAAAGUUCUCUAGCUGUCCAUCAUCUCAACAGGUAAGUUGGUGCAAGUUUGAGGUUACCGUGGACUGUCCGAAGCACAUACAGGUUGCAUCUUCCUCCAAGGGAACAGUAGAGAUUCCUCCAGUGGUUGUUACAGCUAUAAAUUUGAAAACUAUAAUCAACGAAAAGGAGAAUAUGAAUGAAAUUGUCACUGCAUCUGUUAUCUGCUGUCACAAGGCCAAGAUUAAUACACCAAUGUUAUCCUCCGAAUGGAAGAAACCUGGUUUAUUGAGUCACUUAACCAUUGUCCGUAAACUUGAUGGAGGCAUAUUUCCUAUGGGCUUUAGCAAAGAAGUCACAGAAAGAAACUCAAAGGCUGGAUCAACUGUUUUAGUCUCUGAAAGCAGUGAAAGGGCAUUGUUAAGCAGGCUGAUGUUAGAAUUACACAAGUUGGAUAGUGAUGUUCUUGUUGGACAUAAUAUAUCUGGGUUCGACCUAGAUGUUCUUCUCCACAGGGCCCGGGUAUGCAAAGUGCCAGGCGUCAUGUGGUCCAAAAUUGGCCGUCUAAAGCGUUCUUCUAUGCCUAAUAUUACAAAAGGAAGCACCAUUUUUGGCUCAGGAGCAGGUCCAAGGAUCAUGUCUUGCAUUGCUGGUCGGCUCUUAUGUGAUACCUAUUUGUCUUCCCGUGAUUUAUUAAGAGAGAUCAGCUAUUCUUUAACACAAAUAGCAAAGACUCAGCUGAACAAGGACAGAAAGGAGAUUGCGCCUAAUGACAUUCUCAAAAUGUUCCAAACAUCUGAAUCUCUCAUGGAACUUAUUGAAUAUGGCGAGACCGAUGCAUGGUUAUCCAUGGAAUUAAUGUUCCAUCUGAGUGUUCUUCCCCUCACACGCCAGCUGACAAAUAUCAGCGGUAAUCUUUGGGGAAGAACUCUUCAAGGUGCCCGAGCACAGAGAGUAGAGUAUCUUCUACUGCAUGCAUUUCAUGCAAAGAAGUAUAUCGUUCCUGACAAGUUUUCAUCUCAUUCAAAAGAAGCAAAAAUGACAAAGCGGAGAAUGAAUAAUGGUUCUGAGGAUAAAAAUGUUGAUGAGCUGGAUAUUGAUGAGGCAAACAUUGAGAGUGAUUUUGCUAAUUAUGAUCAUGGGAAAGGCAAAAAAGGUCCAGCCUACUCUGGUGGAUUGGUUUUGGAGCCAAAAAGAGGUUUAUAUGACAAAUAUGUACUGCUUCUGGACUUUAAUAGUCUUUAUCCUUCUAUUAUUCAGGAAUACAAUAUCUGCUUCACAACCAUCCAAAGAUCUCAAGAUGGGUUAGUACCUCGUUUACCAUCAAGUAAAGCAACUGGGGUUCUGCCAGAGUUAUUGAAAACUCUGGUUGAGAGAAGGAAAAUGGUUAAGUCGUGGAUGGGUGGUGCAACUGGUCUCAAGCUUCGGCAGUUUGACAUACAGCAGCAAGCACUGAAGCUCACGGCAAACAGUAUGUAUGGAUGCCUGGGGUUUUCCAAUUCAAGGUUCUAUGCAAAGCCUCUUGCUGAGCUUAUAACACUACAAGGAAGGGAGAUCCUACAGAGUACUGUGGACCUUGUUCAGAAUAAUUUGAACUUAGAGGUAAUCUAUGGGGAUACUGAUUCGAUCAUGAUUUACAGUGGACUAGAUGAUAUUGUGAAAGCAACAGCCAUUGCCAGGAAAGUUGCUCAGGAGGUUAACAAGAAGUACAGGUGUUUAGAGAUUGAUCUUGAUGGCAUUUACAAGAGAAUGCUUCUUCUUAAGAAGAAAAAAUAUGCAGCUGUCAAGAUUCAGUUCAAGGAUGGCAUAGCAUAUGAGGUUAUUGAACGCAAAGGCCUGGAUAUGGUGCGUCGUGACUGGAGCUUACUAUCAAAGGAAUUGGGAGAUUUCUGCCUAGGCCAAAUAUUGUCAGGAGGGUCAUGCGAAGAAGUUGUUGAAUCAAUACAUAACUCUCUUGUGAAGGUGCAGGAGGAAAUGAGGAAUGGACAAAUUGCACUUGAGAAAUACAUUAUCACAAAGACAUUGACUAAACCACCGGAAGCUUAUCCAGAUGCCAGAAACCAACCACAUGUUCAGGUGGCACUUAGAUUGAAGCAACUCGGGUACUGUACUGGUUGUUCCAAAGGCGAUACUGUACCUUAUGUAGUCUGCUAUGAACAGGGUACUAGUUCAGGCAGUUCCACAGGGAUUGCUCAGCGUGCUAGGCAUCCUGAUGAAUUAAAAACAGAUGAUGGAAAAUGGAUGAUAGACAUUGAUUAUUAUUUGUCGCAGCAAAUUCAUCCUGUUGUAUCACGUUUAUGUGCUUCAAUUCAGGGUACAAGCCCUGAACGUUUGGCUGAUUGUUUGGGACUAGACUCAUCAAGGUUUCAAAGUAAAGCAAAUGACGCUGUUGGAAGUGAUCCAUCUAGUUCACUCCUUUUUGCUGUAGAUGAUGAAAAAAGAUAUCGGGGUUGUGAGCCCCUGGUCUUGUCUUGUCCCAGUUGCUCUGGUACUUUUGACUGCCCAGUCAUAUUUAGUUCCAUCUGUAUGAUGAUUAAUGGGAAGCCAACAGGACUAGAUGCAGAGGAAUCUGCUGGCAAUUUCUGGCAAAAGUUAUGUUGUCCUAAAUGUCCCGAGGAAGGUGAUACUGGCAGAAUAUCUCCUGGAAUGUUAGCCAACCAGGUCAAGAAGCAAGCGGAUGGAUAUAUCUUAAUGUAUUACAAGGGUGUAUUAAUGUGUGAUGACGAGACAUGCAAGUAUACAACCCGAUGUCUAAAUCUGAGACUACUUGGUGACUCUGAAAAGGGAACAGUUUGUCCAAACUAUCCUCAGUGUAAUGGCCGUCUUGCAAGAAAGUACACUGAAGCAGAUCUGUACAAGCAGCUUUCAUACUUUUGCCACCUUCUGGAUACCGUGCGCUGCCUAGAAAAGAUGGAAGCAAGCUCCAGAAUACCGCUAGAGAAACAGUUGACAAAAAUUAGGCCGAUGAUUAAUUUAGCGGCCACGACAGUUCAAAGGAUGCGAGAUCAGUGUGCUUAUGGAUGGGUGCAGCUAAAUGAUCUUACUGUGACGGUUUGACUCCCAAAAACUUGGGCAGACUGUUGUACUUUGCCUGUAAAUCAUGUGUACAUUAAUUUAUCAAUUAUUACAAUAGAUCAAAUCUGAAGCAAGGUAACUUCCAUCUUGCACCUCUGCGUGAUAUGCAGCUGGUUACUUUUUUCAUUAUGGGUUUGUCGCACCUGAUGUUUUUUCUUACCGGAUACGAGAUUGCAUUUAA